This is a messenger RNA of Cydia amplana, 3203 nucleotides long. RefSeq names its product sodium/hydrogen exchanger 6 (gene Nhe3). Gene Ontology annotation, cellular component: recycling endosome; plasma membrane. NCBI's taxonomy places the organism in Eukaryota, Metazoa, Arthropoda, Insecta, Lepidoptera, Tortricidae. Gene Ontology annotation, molecular function: potassium:proton antiporter activity; sodium:proton antiporter activity. Gene Ontology annotation, biological process: sodium ion import across plasma membrane; proton transmembrane transport; potassium ion transmembrane transport. The coding region runs from base 258 to 2405 and encodes 715 amino acids. The transcript has 18 exons. The record is from RefSeq and is a predicted model, not a curated record.
CUGAAAAACGUCAGUUGGAUGGACGAGUGAACUUUGCAUAACAGACAAAAACAAUAUUUUUUCUGAUAUCCGUAAUUAUAAUUUAGUGCUUAGCAUUAAUUUAAACAUCCAUCGUGAAAUAGUGAUCGGUUACUAUUUUCGUGCCUAUAAAUCCUAUUUAUAACUAAGUGACAGCGAUACAUAAGUCGUGUAAAGUAUUUAUGUUUCCAUCGAUUUCUGUAAUGUGAUAUUUUUAUAAUAGUGCGUACUAUCGCAAUAUGAAUCUACUCGGUUGUUUGAGUUUCUUAUGUUACCUAGUGAUAAUAUGCCGCGCUUCAGGCACCGAUAUCGCCUUGGAUGCGAAGGCUACUCUGCUUCACCGUAUAGACAGCUUGAACUUGCUGAUUUAUACCUGUCUUUUGACUCUGACGGUGCUUACUAUAUGGGUGUUCAAGCAUCGCCGAGUAAGCUGGUUGCACGAGACGGGGCUGGCCGUAAUAUACGGUCUAAUUGUAGGCGCUAUUAUUCGCUAUGCGGGUAGUACCAAUGCCGUUACAUACCUUGAUGCCCACCCUGAGCCUGAUGCCAAGUACAAUCUGUCUGUGCCACCAGACAUGAUACGAUUUCACUUUCCAGACACUAUACAUGUACCAACUGGAGAUGUUCCAAUACUAAACAAGACUUAUGCAUAUAGCUUUAGAGGUGAAAUCGUGAAGGUUGAACAAAAUGAAAUAGAUUUAAAGGCAACAUUUGACCCAGAAAUCUUUUUUAACAUUAUUUUACCACCAAUAAUAUUCCAUGCAGGAUAUUGUUUAAAAAGGAAAUAUUUCUUCCGGAACUUGGGAGCCAUACUGACAUUUGCUAUGGUGGGCACAGCCCUGUCAGCUCUAGUCAUUGGUUCACUAAUGUACGGCUGUGUUCAACUGAUGCCGGCGUCCCUAGCUUCUAGCUUUACUUUUCUUGACACCCUUUAUUUUGGUGCACUGAUUUCUCCUACGGACCCACUUACGGUGUUAGCUAUAUUUUCACAAUUGAAGGUGGAUGUAAACCUCUAUGCUAUGAUAUUUGGUGAGAGUGUUCUCAAUGAUGCAGUGGCUUUAGUACUUAGCGGAGCCAUUCAAAAUUACGAGAAGAGGUACUCAAAUGACGGUGGAUUUGAAAUCACAGCGUUUUUGGGUGCGAUCGGCGACUUCAUUGGGAUCUUCACCUUGUCUCUACUUGUGGGUGCUUUCAUAGGAUGCUUGACUGCAUUGAUAUCGAAGUUCACCCACGUGAGGGAGUGGCCGCUACUGGAGUCUGCGCUUUUUGUUCUCAUGUCCUACGCCGCCUUCCUCAUCGCCGAAGUAUGCGAGCUCACAGGCGUGGUGGCGGUAUUGUUCUGCGGUAUCUGCCAAGCGCACUACACGUACAACAACCUAUCGUCGGAGUCGCGCAACCGCACCAAGCAGCUGUUCGAGCUGCUCAACUUCUUGGCGGAAAACUUCAUAUUCACCUACAUCGGAGUCUCCAUGUUCACCUUCCCGAAGCACCACUUCGACCCGUGGUUCAUUAUAGCCGGAUUUAUAACAUCGACUCUGGGCCGCGCCGUGAACAUUUACCCUUUGUCCUUCUUGCUGAAUCUCGGCAGAAAGCCUCCCAUACCCAUGAACUUUCAACACAUGCUGUUCUUCUCAGGUCUCCGCGGCGCGAUGUCAUUCGCCCUCGCGAUCCGCAACACAGUGUCAGAGGCUCGACAAGCCAUGUUAACGACUACGUCUCUCAUCGUCAUCGCUACUGUGGUACUGCAGGGUGGCGCCGCCACGCACGCGCUCGCCUAUUUCAGGAUACCUACUGGAGAAGGCCAGAAUGACGAAAACGAAGCGCUGCCGUACCGCGACGUUAGAAGUCUGUACCAGGCCACGGAAACCGGAGGCUCGCCUGCGGACAUAGGCUUCGGCCUUCGAAAUCUGGACCCGACGCAACCGGCCAGUAGCGACCGGGCAGCAAGAGGCCGCAUGGUAGUUAAGUGGGGCAAUGGAGACAAAGGAGUGGUUAUGCCUUGGCAACUUAACUAUUACGAAGAGACAUCUCGCGCCGACGGUGGCAGCGAAAAAGCGCGUCUAGCAAAGCUGUGGGGCGCGGUAGACUCACGUCUGCUCAAGCCGCUCCUGACUCACGCUCGCCCGCCGCUGACUGAGACACUACCGACGUUCAUGAGCCCUGUGGCGCGUUGGUUCACCACCACACACCAGUACACGCAGGGGUGUCUGUACAAUUACAAAUUUGUUGUACCCGAAGAGGAUUCUGGUUUGGCUCGAAACCAGGACAGUUCUUUGCGACGGGCUGACUCCGACUCAGACUUGUGUAUUGAUGAACCGCAACCCGUACCUACCAGUAUUGAUCCUCAGCUAUCAAUUAAUGUUCGGAACGGAUUUGGGCAUGUCUAAGCUUUGUUGCGUUCGUUAGUGACCUUCGGCUGUGAUAUAAAAUGGUCUAGAUUAAAUAGAAUUUAAGUUAAUAGGAAAAAAAAUGUUUAAUUAUUGCACGCAGCAAAUGUGGCCCGGACUCGUCGACACUCGGAUCUCGGUAGAAGGUAUCACGGGGAGCAACAUCUGAGCAAGUUGAUUAUGUACAAGAAUGUAAAUGAGUGCCACAAUUGUAAUUAAUGUGAUAUCACUUUCAAGUUAAGAUGAAUUUUACUAUUCGAAAAAUUUUGCAUGUAUAAACCAAAAUAUGUAUCAAACUGCUUUUAUGUUUGCUUAGUGUAAAUUGUAGUUUUCUAUUCUAAAUUUAUACAAUUUCGAUAAGCAUAACAGAACUGAAGCCAUGUAUCGAAAAAUAAAAUCCAAGCAAUGCUAGAAAACAAUGCAAGUAUUGUCUUAAACAUGAACCCCUCCUGCUCAAUAUGUAUCAUUAUCGACCUUGCUUUCGCUAGCCACCUGCUGUGACGUUUCCGUUAGAUACGUAGGAUUUUAUUGCAGGGUGCAAUUUUAUAGCUAGUUCAAAUUUUAAUUAUGUACCUAUAUAUCGCCAGAACCUCGUAAUGUUUGUCGUUCCUUCUGGCGCUAUUUCCUAGUUUAUUAGCAUGUAUUUAUUGUCCAGUGACUGAUGUGAUUCUUUGGUCCAUGAAACUGGGCGUAUGGAAUAAAACCAUUCAAUAUUUUGCCCGGAUCAGACAAGCUAUCAGAGGUCCCAGGUAAUACCGGGAGUUUGAGGUUCUUACUCCGUGUAGAUUCAAAUUUCAG